AGAAAGAGUUCUACCAUGAUCUUCAGAUUCGCAGACUUCAGAAGGUAGGACACAGUGCUGUUCCUAGUAGACCAUUUCAAAAAAAUGUGUGUUGUAAAUCUCAAAAAACUGUCUUGGCCCUACUGAAUAAAGACUGGUGCGGCCUCGCGACCAGCGGGAGGCGCUCGGUCGCGAUGCGGCGCUUACGACGAGGCUUUGCAGCAGGAAGGAUGUUGCGGCUGAAGACCGUAGCGCACUUCUUGGCGGUUCUUGUGGUUGCAGCCAGACAGGCGAAAGUUUUCACGAACCACAAUGACAACAUACGUGAUCAUUCGGCGCAACAAUCGUUUCUGGGCACAUCUUCUACUUCGGAGACGACCAAGAGGACCAUCAACAAAAAAAUGACAGUGUCUACUGCAAGCGCACAUGAUCUUCUAGGUGCAACGAAAAGGGGUACAACGAAAAGGAGCUCAAGAGGACGCGAUACUAGACAAUCGCCACCAAUAUCCGUCGCUACACCGCUUGGAGGUGAGACCGCUGGCAGUAUGUCGGGUUCCGGAUCUACGGCUGCAGUUGUAGGAAGGCAGACGAUCCCCGAAUCUGGUGCGGCUAUCCCCGAAUCUUCUGCGGCGGCCAAUUCCGAAGCCUAUCAAGCCUUCAAGAAGGAGUACCCCCGUCAUCCUGCCAUCCCGAACUCAGAGGAUCGAAGUGCUGCGUCCCACAUUUAAGCACCACAAAUCCAUCACAGAUCCACUCCCGGAAGCACCCUGAGACCAUUUUGAAGGGAAAAAAAGGUUCCCAUCUUCGGAAGCAUCCUAUGGGGGGGAAGGUCGUUUCAGGAUGUUUCUCAAACUUUGAAAGUAAGAGUAGAGGACUUAUUAACAUGGACAUCGGUAGUAAGAAAGGAGUUAUUAAACACUAGGGAGAUCAUCUUCAGGUGUUAGACUUAAUAUUAACAUGGACAUCGGUCUAACACUUGAUCGCCCUGGUGUUUGCCUUCGUUGCAGGUUUUUGUCUCGCAGCAGUACACUUGAUGGAGUACAUCGAGGCCAUGUUCGAAGUGGGCAGCAAUAAUUCGGAGGGAGAAACAAGGACACUGCGUAUGGCUGGUAGAAGUGAUAGACAGAGAUGAGAACUAGAAGGAUUGCGAUUAAUCUAGAGGUCCUUCCUAUUGCUUUUUAUCGGACUUUUUUUUAGAGGACCUCCUUCUAAACAUCAGAGUGCAUUAACAGAGGUGUCGCCUGAAACUGCGCGUCGUCGGCGCAAUCGAAAAGUGCUGAUAGCGGUUUUGAUACCUCCGAUCCUGCUAUGCGCUUUCUCCAUGUUCGUAGCUUUUACGACAGCUCCGAAGCCUGCUCGAGGACAUCUGCCGAACGGAAGCAAGGAGUAUUAUAAUUUGUUCAGUAGAUAAUUCGUAACAAAUUAAUUAGUUUCCAUGAAGAAUCCGUUUGUUCGGGAACUGGUUGGGGAAGGGGACUCAACAUCUCAUUCAAGCUCAAGACUGGUCUUCGUUCUUAAGCAUGUAUAAACCAAUCCUUACUUUUUUUUCAGGUUAGAGAUCUGCAUGGAAAUGCUGGCCUAUCUCUACGCUGGGGCCCUCGUAACUGCGAUCGAUUGUGGUACGCAGGUGUAUUUCAAACUAAGACCCCAGCGGAUAGAAGUUCGCAGUGUGGCGAUCGUAACGGCCUUGGCGAGUACUGGGGUGCAUAUAUUUAUGUGCCGGAUACUACAUCAUACUAAAAAGUUGAAGUUGUAAGUUGCCAUUUGAAUUUCUGAUGAAUAGUAGUUAAACUAGAAAAAGACUCCUAAGUUCCUAAGUUAGAUCUUCUAACAAUCGGGGUGCCUGGCUCGGCUUUGCGCCUGGCCAUUCCAGCUAUGCUGUCCCGCUGCUUGUCUACGCGGUUCAAACAUUAGCGGUCGUGAACCUUAUCUGUUUGGGUCUCCAUCUGAUGGUCAUUCUCUCUGCCUUGGUGUUUUAUGGCUGCUCAUCUACUUACUAUAUUAAGGCUACCGCUGGACCAUAUCCUGAAUGUCAUCCUUGGCCCUUUUUUCAAGGAGAAAAGGGGACCAGGGAGGUUCUCGGGGAUGCGAGCGCGGUAGCUCUAACUAUAACAAAAACCCACGAGACGACGUGACAGUGCAAGUAGAAGGAAGAUCUUCAGCCACUUCUUCGUUUCUCUUUUCUACAUUCAAAAAUCAUAGCGAUCGCCCUCUACUCUCUCACUAGAUGAUUUCCACACUGCAGAUCACGAUCUUUCUUCGCCAUUGAUUCGCAUUUUUGAUCAUUCAUCCUCCUUUCUAACCCUUGCUACGUCUCCAAAAAAGCAAGACCCCUGUCAACAGUAGGGGAGAGGGAUUCAGAAAUACCGUCGAAUCGCCAGCGCUAAGUCCGGACCGUCGUGGUAACGUAAAUUUCGUUUUUUCCCGUCAGACUCCUGCUAGAGGAGGUCCAGACAUGACACCAAGACAACCGACAUUUGCCUAUGCAUCUCCUUGAAGAUAUGCGUUCUUCUGUUGGAACGAACAUUUGAGACUCUACUCCAGAGUCUGGAGGGAAAUAAAGAAAAAAGAUUUUGUCAUACCCUAGCAUCGCGACUGUCGCCUGGCAGACUAGAAUUGUUCUUGCAUGUUGUAUUUGGUUAAAUGAUUACGUAGAUGAUGUAGAGAACGACAUUGUUUGUCGUGUUUGGUCUGCAGCAGGAUUGUUUUUUCAAUUUCAUCCCGCACCACAAGGAGUUGUACACUUCCACCUUUCCCUGUCGGCAGUUCAAGGCAGCUGCAGAUGUAUAGAAAAAAGUACGGAACGAAGACUGUGACAGUGACUGAGCCUAUCCGCCGUUUGGCGCUCUUAUUUUUUCCAAAUUUUCAAGUUUUCGAAGAAUGUAAGACAAGCUGAAGUAAAAGAAUGUAAAAGCUGAAGGCUUGUUAUUGGAUGAGUCCAGCUACUCACGUGUCCAAC
This is a messenger RNA of Amoebophrya sp. A25, 2938 nucleotides long. The record is from the annotation of a GenBank genome assembly. Lineage: Eukaryota; Dinophyceae; Syndiniales; Amoebophryaceae.